Molecule: messenger RNA, 2068 nt
Organism: Eleginops maclovinus (Patagonian blennie)
Lineage: Eukaryota; Metazoa; Chordata; Actinopteri; Perciformes; Eleginopidae
Product: zinc finger MYM-type protein 1-like
Exons: 3
Coding region: 422-2068 (548 amino acids)
Source: RefSeq, a predicted model, not a curated record
UGGAGGAAGACAAGCAGAGACAGAGGCUGGAAAUUCACAGGCACCUGCAGGGAGAGGACAGACAGGCACCUGCUCAGAAGAUACACGAGAGACAGACCCAGGCAGGGAGAGAAGUGAUCAGCAUGCAGAGGAGCUUGGUAGCUGCCCACAUCAGCCCAACUCUUGUUUUAUUCAAACUCAGUCCUUGACCAAAAAGACACUAAAAUUUCAGGACAGCUGGUUUAGGAAGCACACGUGGCUUCAUUACAGCAAGGCAUUGAAGGGGGUGUUGUGUUUUUAUUGUGCCAAAUAUUUUGCAAUUCAGAAAUCGUCUUUAGCCAGUAAGGCUGAUGGGGCAUUCAUAACAACAGGUUUCAGUAACUGGAAAAAAGCACUUGAGAAGUUCCAUCAGCAUGAAAACAGCGACUGUCAUGCAGCAGCGAUGACCACUUAUCUGCACAGCAAACAGCCAAUCACUACACAACUCUCAACGCAAUUACAGAAACAGCAGCAUGAGGCUAGGAACAGCCUCUUGAAGAUUGUGGGUGGGAUUAUGUAUCUGGCAAGGCAAGGCAAUGCUUUCAGGGGGCAUGACAGCAAAGAGGGAAACUUGCACCAACUGAUGAUUUAUAAAGCAGAGGAUGACGCCGAAUUCAACAGCUGGCUCCAGAGAGGCAAUAACUUCACCAGCCCAAAAAUUCUAAAUGAAAUCAUAAAAAUAAUCGGCAACAAAAUAGUAUAUGACAUCGUUAAGGAGAUCCUGUCAUUGCCCCUAAUCCAGUACUCUCUCAUCAUUGAUGGGACACAGGAUGCAGCUGGAGUCGAGCAAGAGUCGUUCUGUCUGCGCUUCAUUGACAAAAACUUGCAACCCAGAGAGGAAUUUAUCGGUCUCUACCAGGUUACAUCCACUACUGGAGAGAACAUCGCAAGUGCAGCCAAAGAUGUCCUGCUUCGCCUGAAUCUACCUCUUUCCCAGCUACGAGGUCAAGCAUACGAUGGGGCGGCCAAUAUGUCGGGACGAAUGCAGGGUGUGCAAGCACAUCUGAAGAAGGAGCAACCUCUGGCUGUUUAUGUUCACUGUGGGCCACAUUGUAUCAAUGUUAUUACCCAAGCUGCCUGUGCAUCCUCCACUAUCAUAAGAGAUGCUAUUCAUUUGGUGCAUGAAUUGGGCGUGUUGUUCCACCAGUCUAUGAAGUUCAGGGCCAUCUUUGCAACUAUAGCGAAGUCGGAUCAUACAGCUCCUUACACAUCGCUGAAGCCUCUUUGCCCCACCAGGUGGACGGUGCGAACGCCAGCCAUUCGCUCUGUUCUCAAUCAGUACCACUCCGUGCUUGCUGCAACAGAGGAAAUGGCUCAGUCUUCCAUGAUGGAUGUGGCUGCAAAAGCAAGUGGCCUUCAUGAGAAGUUUUUGAGGGGCAAUACACUUCUUGGCCUUCUUCUUGCAGAAGAUGUGAUGUCGAUGUUGGAGGAGCUGAACAUUUCUCUGCAGCAGAGAAGACAGACGACAUCAGGGAUGCUGGCUACCGUGGAGCAUGUGAAGAGAGGGAUCCAGGAGAAAAGAUCAGAAGGGCAUUUUGGCCAGCUGUACAUGAGAGCAUCUCAGGUUGUAACAUCUGUAAGCCUGCAGCCCAUCAAAAUGCCUCACGUGAGAAUGCCCCCAAAACGCUUCACUGGUCCAGCCAUGCAGCAUCAGCAUCAUAGGUUUCAAGGUUUCAAGGUUUUAUUUGUCAUAUGCACAGCAGAUACAGCGUAUAUGUUGGCAAUGAAAAUCUUAUGUCCCAUGCUCCUCCAACAACUCCACAUACAUGGUGCAAAUAUGGCUCAAGACUACUACAGAGUGCAGUACUUUGGCACUUUAGACACUGUCGUUACACAGUGCUCAGAGCGUUUUAGCCAAGAGGGGCUUCAGAGGCUACAGAAGUUAGAAAACAUUGUCAUCACUGGGAAGAUGGAUACACUCAUCAAUGAAUACCCAGAGUUGGAUGCCAUGUCUUUGGACAUACAGUUGAAAAUGUUCAAGGCCAACUACCCCAGUACAAGUCUCUCAGAGCAGAGGCUGAGCGAAGUUUUAGUGCCCUUAGACGCCUGA